AUGUCUCAACGCUUCGGUAGCCCAUCACCAUACAGCAAGGCUGAGGGAGAGCGAAGGAAGCGAAGACGAUAUCUUUCUCGUUCCGACGAGGAGAUCCGCGAGGAGAUGGACCCCGGCUACGUUCGACAUCGCAGUGGCUGGCCGACUCUCGCACCUCUGCCACUAGACACCGUGAUCGAAGGCGUAAGGGAGAUGAUACCAGACGAACCGCAGAGACUGCAAGAUGUCCAGAAUAUUCUCGGAUCACAAGGCUUGCUGACCAGUGGUACCUCGUUCUUAUUUGCAUUUCGCGUUCCUCGCGAUGCUACCGAGGAGAACGACGAUGCAGAGUAUCUCACGCUCCUGAUAACCGUUGACAUGCUCAAGCACGCCCACAAAGUCGAGAACGCGCUCAUCAGAAUCAGAUCCAGCUUCCGCGAUAGGACAUCGACGGACAAUGUCCAAAUCGAGUGCGUCGAUUUUCGCGCCAAGCACUCCAUGUGGUCUUUCGCCAUCUUCCAUGACGACGACAAGGUACGAGAACAAUGGGCAAACGCAUGUCCAAGUGUCUUGUCCUUGUUGGACAACCAUGAGUGGCUUUCAGUGGAAGUUCUGCGUCGCGGAUUGAUCGACGAUCGCCAGAAGUGUUCACCGACCAUCGUCAUCACCACACCGACAGCGCGAGAUUCCAAAUGGUUCGAAAACGUGGUACCUUCUAUCAAAGCCGAGAUUGCCGACGCAGCUCCAGACUUUGACAUCGAGAUACUCUGUGGGGUGACGAUGCUGGGGGGAAGGAGGCGUCAUCGCGCGACCGAAGUCGUCGAUGGCUCGUCCUUCGUCAAAAAUAUCGGCAUGGGAUCAUCCGUCGGGAUCGCGAACGAUGAGAAAUGUUGCAGUACUUUAGGUGGAUCCGUGACCCUGUCCGGCGGUAUCAGAUGCGGAAUUACCAACUGGCACUGCGUCCGAGAUGAACGACUUGACAACGUCAUCUCUAAAACGACCAACAAGGCUCUAGGUGUCGACAACAAGACCCUGGCCAACAUGCCUCAAGCCAUAGUAUCGCCAGCGACAUUCGACCAUCACGGCUACCUCGGAGUGCUCCAAGAUGAGAUCAAGCUUCAUGGUACUUACGCUGCUGCUGGAGAUGUGGAAUCCAAGAUGGAGCACAAAGAGAAGGAUGAAGAGUACAAGAUGAUUGAGAAGUUCGACCGGCGUAUUGGCAACGUCUACGCAGGCUCAGGCCGCCGAACUGUCAAGGCCAACAAGUACGCCUCAGAUCCAAACACCGGCCGAUCUAAAGACAAGAUGAAGGCGCUGCAGGCCACGUUCCUCUUCCCCCUCGACUGGGCGUUGGUCCGUAUGGGCAAUACGACAAAACGCGACGUUAUCAACAGUCUGCCUAAUGUUAGAUCUACCAAGACGAAACUUCUCGCAAAGCAGCAGUGCAGGCAAUGGUCAACGUUCAAUGUCAACAAAGAGACAGUCCAUGUUGCCAAAUACGGGCGCACGAGUGGCUGGACGGUCGGCACCAUCAAUUCUUGCCUGCUUAUCAUCAACCCCGAUAAGGACGAGGAGAUCUCAGACGUCUACGGAUUCGAUGCGAAGAACGCGGGAUCAUGUUUUGGGGUGACCAGCAAGGACGGGCAAAGUGCUUUCAUCGAGCUCGGUGAUUCUGGCAGUAUUCUAUUACACGACGAAUCGGGAACACAGCUCGGACUGCUUUUCGGAGUGACUGGUACUGGGCAGGGAAUAUUCCUUCCUAUGGACAUCGUUAUUCAAGACAUCAAGAGGAUCACCGGUAAGGAUGUCAUCGCGCCAUCAUACGUCACUCCACCGGCCGUAGGACUAGCUCCAUACCAGUUGACGGAGGAAAUUUGAAUAAGACUCGGAGACAUCGGAGAUGAACGAUAUGUUCAUGCAGUGAGAAGCAGGAGGAAACUGGGCAGUAGCAAGGGUUUUGUGUGGACUGCAUAUUAGAGUUGUGACUUCUCUCAUUGGUGUGGAAAUUGCGGGAAGAUACCUUUGCUAGCUUCUCAGAUGAACAAUGCCCUGCCUCAAGUAUACUCUCCAGCCUCCUCGUGCGUC
Messenger RNA from Alternaria rosae, 2064 nucleotides. RefSeq lists its product as uncharacterized. The record is from RefSeq and is a predicted model, not a curated record. Lineage: Eukaryota; Fungi; Ascomycota; Dothideomycetes; Pleosporales; Pleosporaceae. Bases 1 to 1857 code for a protein of 618 amino acids. The transcript is spliced from 3 exons.